Penicillium hordei is the source of this 435-nucleotide messenger RNA. RefSeq lists its product as uncharacterized. NCBI's taxonomy places the organism in Eukaryota, Fungi, Ascomycota, Eurotiomycetes, Eurotiales, Aspergillaceae. Bases 1 to 435 code for a protein of 144 amino acids. The record is from RefSeq and is a predicted model, not a curated record. The transcript is spliced from 2 exons.
AUGGCCCGAUUCAGUCUCUCAUUACUCUCUAUUUUCCUCGUCCUUGCGGUCGUCACCCUUUCCAUGCCCACCAAGCGUGAUGAGCAAGCCGCCACUAAACCGUUUGCCCUCGAUAGUACUGUUGGCAAUUUGAUGCAUGCCACCAAAUUGAUGGAUGGUCUUGACAAGGAUAGCCAAAAGGAAAAAGAGGACAAGAAGGCGGCCCAAAAAGAGGAGGCUCAAAAUGAGGAGGCCAAGACCUAUGCGAAGCUGGCUGAGCAGAGCGCGCCUGCUGGCCAGCCUACUCCCACUCCCACCCCUACCAAGAAGCUUUCCUCCGGCAAUUUUGUGACCCCAACUGCUACUCCCACCCACAAGCCCACAUCUGAGCCUAACGCCUUGGGCAGUAUUCCCUUCAUCGGUGGUAUUCUCGGUGGCUCCGGAGUCGGUAUCUAA